Molecule: messenger RNA, 1263 nt
Organism: Leopardus geoffroyi (Geoffroy's cat)
Lineage: Eukaryota; Metazoa; Chordata; Mammalia; Carnivora; Felidae
Gene: TFB1M
Product: transcription factor B1, mitochondrial
Exons: 7
Coding region: 115-1152 (345 amino acids)
Biological process (GO): transcription initiation at mitochondrial promoter; rRNA methylation
Cellular component (GO): mitochondrial matrix
Molecular function (GO): mitochondrial transcription factor activity; rRNA (adenine-N6,N6-)-dimethyltransferase activity
Source: RefSeq, a predicted model, not a curated record
CGGAGGCGGGCCUUAACGCUCCCAGACUCCCGCCACCUCCCUCUCCCCUCCCCGACGAUUUAAGAACAGCGUGAAAAAACUAGUCAAGUGGCUUGGGUGGUUUCGCGGGGCCUUAUGGCUGCUUCUGGGACGCUGAGCACUUUCCGCCUUCCGCCGUUGCCCACGAUUCGAGAAAUCAUUAAGUUGUUCAGGCUGCAAGCGGUGAAGCAGCUAUCCCAGAAUUUUCUCCUGGACUUGAGGCUGACAGAUAAAAUUGUAAGGAAAGCUGGCGAUCUGACAAAUGCUUAUGUUUAUGAAGUGGGCCCUGGGCCAGGGGGAAUCACAAGAUCCAUUCUCAAUGCCAAUGUUACUGAACUUCUGGUGGUUGAAAAGGAUAGUCGAUUUAUUCCUGGAUUACAGAUGCUUUCCGAUGCAGCACCUGGAAAACUGAGAAUUGUCCAUGGUGAUGUGUUGACAUAUAAGAUAGAAAGGGCUUUUCCAGAAAGUCUUAAAAGACGGUGGGAAGAUGAUCCUCCAAAUGUACAUAUUAUUGGAAAUCUGCCUUUUAGCGUAUCAACUCCACUGAUUAUCAAGUGGCUUGAAAAUGUUUCUUGUAAAGAUGGACCUUUUGUUUAUGGCAGAACCCAGAUGACAUUGACUUUCCAAAAGGAAGUGGCAGAGAGACUUACAGCCAGUACAGGAAGCAAACAGCGCAGUCGCCUUUCUGUUAUGGCCCAGUACCUCUGCAACGUUCAGCACAUCUUGACCAUUCCGGGUCGGGCUUUUGUCCCUAAACCAGAGGUGGACGUGGGCGUGGUGCACUUCACGCCCCUGACGCGGCCCAGGAUAGAGCAGCCAUUCAAGCUGGUGGAGAGAGUCGUGCAGAACGCAUUUCAGUUCCGAAGGAAAUACUGCUAUCGAGGCCUGGGGAUGUUAUUCCCUGAAGUUCAGCGCGUGGAAAGCACUGAGAAACUGUUAGAAUUGGCAGACGUGGACCCUACCCUUCGACCCAGCCAGCUCUCUGUCUCCCAUUUUAAGAGCCUCUGUGAUGUGUACCGGAAAAUGUGUGAUGAAGACCCACACCUCUUUACUUAUAAUUUCAGAGAAGAACUCAAGCAAAAUAAAAGCAAAAAUCAGGAAAGAGAGAACGACAAGGAGAGAUCCCGACGAUAGCUGCCGCUUCGGUGGCAAGCAGCUUUGCGGAUGUUGGUUUUCCCAAAGUUGAGCUGCUCAGAGGUACACUCUUUGGUCCUCUUUGGAAGGACAAUAAAAAUACGAUGACCA